UCGCUAUAUUCAGCUAUUUCGCCCGUUUAUACUUGAAAUACAUUUUAUCAUCAUCUUAACUUUCCUUGAUUUCGUGUACAACACUUGGGCGGUAUUAUCGGGGCGAUUGGCGAAGUAGACGAAGAUGGAGGAGCCGAAUACCAAUAGUCUCCUUCUUAACUUAUUACCAGUCGAAUUAAUCACCGAAAUAUCGAAAUUCAUGCUACCGGUCGAUCGAGCUGUAUGUUCUUUGGCAUGCCGCUCGCUACGUUCCAUCUUUGGCAACUCAUCUGUACGCAACCUUUCUACGGCGCAGUACCUUAGAUACCUCGUAAGAGUCGCUCGCGAUCUUCCGGACCAGUGGGUAUGCGAAGCUUGUUUCAAGCUACACCCCAUCUCUCAAGACGAUACGCCUCUAACCCCGUGGAAAAUGACGUGUCCCUUGCGUUGGGAUCGGUGGUGCCAUGAGGUGUACGGCCAGCAAUCCCGGCUCGAUAACCGUUACUUCUCUGUCGACCAUCGUCACAUCCAGCUCGCGCUCAAGUACACACGUCUGCGAGAUCCUAGGUACCAACUUUACCUCAACAAGUUGUUAGCGGAGCAUCGUGACCUCGAAUUCCCUACCCACCCAUACCCGUACAGCCGACAGAACGUACUCAAAGUUAAGUACGUCGCUACUCCUAGGGUCGUAAGGGAUCGCUAUGGAAAUCUCAGGUACAUGCUGCGGUCUGUUUGGGACUUCCGAAAAGAUUCCAUGGAUAUAUCGUUGGUAACGGUGGGAGACAUCAAGCUAUGCCCACAUCUAGCUCUACUGGGCGAUAUGAGACGGAUGAGAGUUCACGAAUUAGACCGCUUGCAAGUGGUUAAGCAUGAUAUCUUACUCAACGAGAGAGAAACAUACCCAGCUGCCUGUCACGUCUGCGCUACCGACUUCUAUGUUCUCAUAUACAAGGACCACAUCAUGGUACACACGUGGCAGGAUAUGGGGACUAAGGGUUCUCCAGGAGAUAAAGCUUGGAGGUUGCACGUCUCGGACUCUCGUUUUGGUAGCCCACCCUUCGGUGGCCGUUGGCCCAUGUUCCAAAAGCCCGGAAGCAUUCGAGCACUAUACAAUCGAGCGAAGCCCUUAGGAGUCGACGAUGACUUUCGUCCAACUAGACGGUCGACGAACCCGUAGCGAUCUAUGUUCUUACCUCAUUUAGAGCAAGCGAGAGAAGUAAAGUUACCUAACCUAAGCGAAUAAAGGUAUUCUGUACUUUCAAAGCAUCGUGGAAUUAUUGGUCUUUAGUGGUUUAAGAUAAGUAACCGGCAAUUCUUUUGGCCCUGUUAUUCAGGGGAAAAUAUGUAAACCUAGCGUCCAGGGAGGAAACCUAGGCUUUCCCAAGUAUUGGGUAGGCUAAAUGGAGGAUGGCAAAAUUAAAAUAAAUGCCUCGUUUAUAGACGAUGAAAAAAAGG
Molecule: messenger RNA, 1434 nt
Organism: Daldinia loculata
Lineage: Eukaryota; Fungi; Ascomycota; Sordariomycetes; Xylariales; Hypoxylaceae
Exons: 2
Coding region: 125-1156 (343 amino acids)
Molecular function (GO): protein binding
Source: RefSeq, a predicted model, not a curated record